Messenger RNA from Jaminaea rosea, 5760 nucleotides. RefSeq lists its product as hypothetical. The record is from RefSeq and is a predicted model, not a curated record. The transcript is spliced from 2 exons. Bases 121 to 5520 code for a protein of 1799 amino acids. Lineage: Eukaryota; Fungi; Basidiomycota; Exobasidiomycetes; Microstromatales. Gene Ontology annotation, biological process: protein phosphorylation. Gene Ontology annotation, molecular function: protein binding; protein serine/threonine kinase activity; ATP binding. Gene Ontology annotation, cellular component: cytoplasm.
UAUCAUCCGGCAAGCUCUGACCGCAGGCUCGAGCCAUUGAUUCGCUCCACGCACCCUGGUCUUGGUGAUCAUCAUCAUCGAAUUGCAUCAAAACAUCACUGAACCCCUCCCACGGACACAAUGGCCGCUGCCACCGCCAUGUCCAGGGUUCAAUUUCCGCACGGCGCACCAUUCGCCGCCUCACCUCACUCCUCGGAGUCCUCACCUGCAGCGGCAUCAUCUACGUCAAGCGCCGCUCAGCCGCGACCACGUCGCACCUCGAGACGCACCUCUCACCGUGACGCUGCCCCUCAAUCUUCGGCACCGAUCACAACUGCCACCGCUGGCCCUCCGCCACGGCCGCCUCGCAGGCGCUCAUCUACUGCUGACCAUCCUGGUCCGGCAUCAUCGUACGGCAAAGCUUCAUCUUCCUCUUCAACAAUACCUUCACAGCCUGCUCGCCCAGCUUCGGCUACGUCUCGGAUGAAGAGAAUCUCACUGGCGGCUUUCGGGGUCAACAAGGGCAAGGAGACCAAGAGAAGUCGCGACGCUCGUCCAUCGACAAGUCAAGGAAGUGAUUCUGACGGGGCCCUCGGCAAGCUUGCCUUCGCUGCCCUGAGCACACCCGAGUUGCACCUCUCUUCCGACCCUCUCAUCGACGUCGAAGACGCCGAACAUCGUCACUAUGUCUUUCCGUCCAAGCGCCGGGGCGCAGUAGACGAUGAUGACGAUGGCAUGGACGCACUACCCCUGAGUGGAGAUGCUGCGUACAUGAGUUUUGGCGCCAUCGCCCUUCAGACCCAUGGAGACGCUGUCGAGCCCCGUCGGGAGCGCAACGGUAGCAACAACACCACCAUCAUCCGUCGCGAUUCGGAGGACGAGACGCCUGCACGCCCGGCGCCCUCGACACCCUCAUCAUCACAGGGCAAUUGGUUUGCAAGGAGAGUCAGGAAGUUGAGCGCGAGUGCCACGACCCCAACCAAGUCUAUCGCAGCUCCCUCCGCGCCGACGCUCCAGACACCGCCUGCGCCAAGCAGCUCACCAGGAGCGGCAACGGCAGCGGCGCCUCGCCCUUCAAUGUCGAGCUCGCUCUAUGACAGUGGCUCCGACAUGUCUCUUGGAGGCGGCGAGUACGGCUCCGGCUUCUUCAGUGACACGGCGAGAAACUCCUCUGUCAGUCAGCUCACAAGCCCCACCGAAUGGUCCGUCAAUGCGACUGCUUCCGAUGCUUGCACCGAAGCUCUUCAGCGCCUUCGUACGGCAAGAUCCUAUCUGCACGAUGAGCUGUCCAAGCUCACCAUCGAGGAGAUGGCGCAAGACAAAGGCCGGAUCACUGCUCUUGCGCUACGACAACGACGAGGCAGCGACGCUUCCGUGUCACGAGAGACACGCGAGUUCUGGGACUCGAUCUCAAAUGGCGUCCUCCUUUGCCUGCUACUCAAUCGCCUGAUGCCAGGUGUGGUAGAGAAGAUUGACCGCCGCGACGUCGACUGGGUCAAGGCAGACAACCUUUCUCGCUUCCUCCGCGCCCUUCGUGACCACUUUGGCAUCAAGACGCAAGACCUCUUCCACCCACUGGAUCUUGCCGAUGCCACGGUGGAAGGCCUAGAUCGCGCUGUGCACACCAUUCUUGCCCUGCGAGCGGUCGCAAAGAGCAAAGGCAUCACUGUCAGGUCGCCAAGCAUCCACAAUGAGCGCCGUCAUUCGAAGCGCAGGAGCCUCAUCGCGUCGACUCCGCAGACGCCAGAAACAGCCUACAAUGAAAUCUCGCCCGCCGAUUCGGGUCGUCUCAGUGCGUCACCAACAAAAAAUGGUGGCGGCUCGGAUGAUGCUUCUGAGAUGACAGUGCUGCAACACCGCCAGGCAGCUGAGGCUAAGCUCUUCCGCAAUGUGGUCCCUGUCCCCGCUGGUACGAAUGAGGUCAAUGGACGACAGCGACGACGCCGCUCCAAUGAGCAGCCAGCGCCGAUGCCCCGCCUCAAGACCCCGAGCAUCACCUUCGAUGAGAGCACAAUCGCACCCAAACAGUCCGUCGAUGAUGACUUCUCUUCCCGUACUCCGUACCGGGAUCGCAAAAUGAGCGAAUCUGCUCUGAGUCUGACUGGAGUAGCCGAAGAAGAGCACGAGGAUGCGCACUCACAUUCGCACCCGAAAUUCUCAGAGGGCGAAAGCCUCGAGGUGGUCGUCGACGACGAGUCUACAGUCGACGAUCGCUCCGUCUCUCCUCCCAUGGCUGGCAGCGGCAGGCCUCGUCUCAUUGCGCCAAUGGCUCAGCGUAGGAUCAGCCAGGAGAUUGGCAUUGGCGGCAUCGCCCUCAGCAGCAGCCCGCGUAACUUCCGAGGCUCCUUUGACGGCGCCAUGCUGAGCACAGACAGUCUCAAUGGCUCCCCAGUGCGCCACGUACCAACCAGACGACACAGUGCUCGAGCCACUGCCUCUGCGCUCAAUCCCUCGCGCGACUCGCUACUGUCGUCGACGUCUACAGCGGCCGGCUUGAGCUCGUCGCCGCCAGGUAUUUCGACUGACAGCCUUAUGGCUUCCCCACGCUUGCCCUUUCCCCGCCCCUCGACGACGGCGGACACGCCCAAUGCUCGCCGCAUGAGCGCCAAUCUGAGCGUCGAUGUUGCCGCGGCUUCCUCGCCCAGGGCGACCCCUGUUCGACCAGCAUUCCGUCAUAUGCGCUACACGUCUGAGGUUCAUCUACCUACCUCGGGCGCCAGCACCGACUCCUUUGUGACCUCGCCAGCCACCCCCUCGCCCUUCGAGCGCAGCGAGCGGGGCAGGAUGUUCGGAACACCCUCGACUGACGUCACGCCUCGUGCGCGCUUCGACUCUGGCGUCGGUUCCAUCUACGGCUCGAGCGCCACCAAUCUCCUGAGCCAGGAAGACUUGGCCACGCCCAGCUCUGCAGCCGCGACUGCCAAGGCUCAAAGCCGCAGCGAAGCAGCAUCGCGCCAUAAGCUCGUGCUUGAGGAGGGUGAUAAGAAUGUGACGUACCAGAUGGGCAACUGCAUUGGUCGAGGCCAAUUCGGAUCCGUCUACCGCGCGCUCAACCUCACGUCGGGUCAAGUCGUUGCCGUCAAGCGCAUCAAGCUCGAAGGAAGAUCGGAAGAGGAAGUCAUGGAGCUGAUGAACGAGGUCGAUCUGCUGAAGAGUCUUGUGCACCCGUCUGUCGUCAAAUACGAAGGCCUUGUACGAGGCCCAGAGGUGGUGUCGAUUAUCCUGGAGUACGUCGAGAAUGGCUCACUCCUUCACACGCUCAAGGCCUUUGGCAAUUUCCCGGAGAAGCUCGUCGCAAGCUACGUGGUCAAGAUCCUCGAGGGCCUCUCCUACCUCCACGAGCAAGAUGUAGUGCACUGCGACCUCAAGGCGGCUAACAUCCUCACGACCAAGAACGGCAACGUUAAGCUCUCGGACUUUGGUGUAUCUCUCAACCUCAAGGCUAUGGAAAAGGUCCAAAAGAAUGACGCCAUGGGCACGCCCAAUUGGAUGGCGCCCGAGGUCAUUGAGCUCAAAGGUGCUUCCACUGCCGCGGACAUCUGGUCGCUCGGCUGCACGAUCAUCGAGCUCCUCACGGGCAAGCCACCCUACGGCGACAUGCUGGCCAUGUCUGCCCUCUUCCGCAUCGUAGAGGACGAGCGCCCGCCCAUACCCGAAAAGUGCUCCGACUCGCUCAAGGACUUCUUGGUGCUGUGCUUUCAGAAGGACCCAACGAAGCGACCCACUGCGGAGGCACUUUUCGAGCAUGAUUGGCUGCUGGAGAUGUGGAUGGGUCACAAGGAGCUUAAGGAGCUACGAACGCAGGAUAGCGUGCCAUUCCUGCGACGCAUCAGCCUCGACUCGAGACGACCGGACGUCAAGAAGCUGCACGCUGCAGUUAGUGAGCUAGCCGAGACGACCACGGCGGAAACGAGUCCGCAGCGGCCAAAGUUCGAUGGACGCUCCUUCUCUACGCCGGCUCAUGAGGCAUGGUCUUCGACUGACAGCGGUGCCGGAGGCGGUGCUGGUGGAGAUGCCAGCAACGGUUCCAGCCGCGGCGGUCACACUCAGAACGACAGCAGCGAGGACCGCAACGAGGACAGCGCUAUGCUACAGUCGCCCGAACCUGCCUCUGCCUCGCGGGAUGGCAUCCCCUCUCUCGACCCAUCCAUGCUGGACCUGAGCAGCCCCUCGCCCGACAUGGGCCCCCUCACGCCAGAGGAAGAGACGCGUCAGCACUCCUUUGUCAAGAGCACAUUCAGCAAAGCAGUGCGCUGCCGCAUCUGCAGGGAGAGUGUGCGCAAGCAUGCUGUGCUGUGCGAAGACUGCGGGCUGAUCUGCCACGCAAGCUGUGCGAGAGAGGUGGGGUCGCCGUGCAACCUGAGGGCGCAGAUGAUGCUAUUGAGGCAAAGUGAGGUGCUGGACAAGACGACCGCGAACAACAGCGGUGGUGCCAACGGCACAUCGGCACCCUCAUCGCCUGGCCAUACGUCUACGACACUGCUGCCCGUCUCCUUUCGCUUGCCAUUCGGCAAGGGGAAGCGCUUUUACUCCUUCAAGACAGCCGACAGCAGCGCCGAGAGCUCCGAUAAUGCGAACACGACGGCGGUGUCUGCAGCCGAUACGGCCAAGGGCAGCAUUGGUGGUAGCAGCUCACAACACUCGACGGAGCGCGGCGGAGCAGCAGCAUCGGGUGGCGCCAGCGGUGGGCGUAAGCGUCGCAUUUCACUUAUGCCUACGCACAAGUUCCGGGCACGCUCCCCAGCCCCAGCCUCGAGGCCUUCCUCUCCCAGCACGGAGACGAAACCUCUCCCCAGCAUCGCCUUUGCGCCUCUCCCUGACACAUCAACUCAUGCGCCGCCAGCUUCACCGCCCCUCCCACCCUCCUCGCCCAAUCUCAUGCAAUCACCAACCGCAGCAGAGAUCGUGCAUGCACGCACCGCCCCCGAGCGGAGAGCGAGCGCCGUCUCCUUUGGUAGCAGCAUGAGCCCCUCGAGCUCGAUCUCGAGCGCGGCGAGCGCGAGCCACAGUCAUAUGGAGGUAAUCUGGCAGAAGGGGAACAGCGCUUCUCCGGCUGUUGCCGCAAGACGACCCUCUUUGACCACGACAAUGGCUGCCUCUGGGCCGGGAUCGCCUGUAGACGGCGGUGGCAGGCGAGGUUCAGCCACGACAACGACUGCAGCAUCUCCCACCUCGCAGCAAUCCCAUUCCUCUCCCGUCGUAACCACGACGUCAACUACGGCCACGCCGCGCCCGCGCUUCAAGCACAGGCCGAGCCACUCGCUCGCCACCCUCAGUCCUUCGCGGAUCAAUGUGAACGAUGAGCGCGAUGAGGCUGUAGAGAGUGCCACGCCAGGCCACGCUUCUGCUGAUGCGACCCUGUCUGCCAGCGCUGCCAAGGCGAACGGGGCCGCCCCCAAGGAGGAGGCUGGGAGGCCGAAGCGCAACAGGAAGACGUCCUUUGCUGGGUUGGGGAGCAGCAAGAUGGGCGGAGGCGCCGCUGGCUCAUCGGGCGGUAACGGCGCAAGCGGCCAGGCAAAGGAGGACUGCCUCAUCAUGUGAGGAGUCCCGGAUGACUGCACCGCCAUGAGGAUGCUAUGGCGCAGCUGUGACGUCCUUUCUAUUCCUUCUAUCUAUUCCUCGGAUUCGUCUCCUCUCCCACUUCCACUGCAAUACCUCUCAUACCCGGACACACACCAACCACCCAGUGCCGAGCGCCUCGACGUACCUACCCUUUCAUCCCAUUUGUCGGACUCCGUACAACCUUACCUAUCUCUCUUCUGACUUCUUAGCUGCGAAACC